AUGAGCAGUGACAAUAUCCUCAUUGUAGGCGCCACUCGAGGGCUGGGUGCCUCUCUAAAGGCCCUCUACGCCUCCAAACCAUCCACUCAUGUGUUUGGAACUACCCGCUCGGCCGCUUCAGAAGAAAAGCCCAACUCGCCCGUCACCUGGCUGACGGGAAUUGACAUGUCGAAGCCAGAUGUGGGCCACAAACUCAUCACCCAGCUUGGAUCAGCCGAAAUCUCAACUGCCAUCAUCUCCGCGGGCUAUUUCGGAUUGGAGACGUUUGAUUCGCCGGACUGGGAUAAGCAGGUGCGCAUGUAUACAACUUCCGCCAUUGGGCCAGUCUUCGUGGUCCACCAUCUAGUAAAGGCAGGUCUACUGGGAGAAGGGAGCAAGGUGAUUCUGGUCAGCAGCGAGAGUGGCAGUAUCACAUUGCGUCAUGAGGAAGAAGGGGGAGGAAAUUUUGGACAUCAUGCUAGCAAAGCUGCGCUGAACAUGGUGGGUAAGCUUCUCAGUCUGGACCUGAAGGAGCAGGGGAUUGCCGUUGGUCUUGUACAUCCUGGAUUUAUGCGAACAGAGAUGACCAAGGGGGUUGGAUUCGACAAAUACUGGGAUGCCGGCGGUGCCGUGACCCCCGAUGAGGCUGCUACCUCACUUGUGUCCUUCAUUGAACACUUUGAUCUCAGCAAGACUGGCGAGUUCUGGGCGCCGAGAGGACCUGGGGAUAUUGGAACAGCAGAAAGUGUUCUGGGCAAGAACUUGCCCACUCCUCUCCAGCUGCCUUGGUAG
Molecule: messenger RNA, 771 nt
Organism: Penicillium lagena
Lineage: Eukaryota; Fungi; Ascomycota; Eurotiomycetes; Eurotiales; Aspergillaceae
Product: oxidoreductase, short chain dehydrogenase/reductase family superfamily
Exons: 3
Coding region: 1-771 (256 amino acids)
Molecular function (GO): oxidoreductase activity, acting on the CH-OH group of donors, NAD or NADP as acceptor
Source: RefSeq, a predicted model, not a curated record